AUGACGACGAGGGGUUCAGCUAAAUCAUUAUGAUUCUCGGUAGAAUCAGAGAAGUUUUUCAGGGUUUCCCGAAAUCCUUAUAGUUUGAAAGCUACCAAACUUAGCAUACUGAAUUGUAUGGCUUAUUUUUUUCGAUCCUUCAGAUAAAGAAACAUAUUUUCAGAUAAAGAAGAUUGCCGCAGGAAUGUACAAAAAAACCGACAGGCACUCUUACAACGGCUACGGUCCAGAAGACGGAAGAGAAAGGUGAAUUUUUUCCUCUGACAUUUGAUGUCAUUUUAGCGUCGGGUUCAGAAUUUUUUUAUGAAUUUGCUCAAACAAUCUUUGAUAGACUGGGAAUCGAUCCUCCAUAGUCGCUACCUGCACAAACUUUUUGUUUUGGAGAUAUGAUCUUUCAAAGUUUUUAUCCUUAACCAUGUGACGCCGUUUGGAAGGAAUGCCUCUGCAUGGCAGCUAGGAGCGUGGUGCAGUGGGUAGCGUGUUAGUUUGCGAGCCUAUGAUGAAGGUUCGAAUCCUUUUGCCGCUAACUUUUUUUGCCAUUAUUUUUUUAAACGAAUUCUGAUGAGAAUAUUAAAAAUUUCAUGAGUAAACCUUUUCCAAAUAAGUUUGAUAGCUACUUUCUUUCUAAAAUCGCCUUUUUUUAUGGACAAAAAAAUUAUGAAAAAAAUUUUUUUGAAGUUUUUAGCCGACUUCACAUUAUCAGAGACUAGUUUUUGAAAAUCAGCAGAAAAUGUUUCAGUAAAGCGCUGAACCUUCAUCAAAGAUCUUCGCCUGUCAAAAAAUGCAGCCUUAUUAAAGGGCCAUCGUCAUCUGUAGAUAAAACAUUGACGCGAAAGAUAUUGUAGCCUUGGGGGUGGAGUUAGCGGCUUGACAUUCAAAAUCUGAACAGACUAUAUAAUUUUUUUCAAUUAUAUUAAAACUUUUUUUCAGCAGCGGACACUUCACCAAGAAUGAAGUGGAAUCGUAUUGAAGGUAUGUUAUUUCACAUCUUUUUUUCAAACUCAAUCUUUUUUUGUUUCAGGAAGAUUCAAUCUGAAGAUGUUGCUUAUGAUAGCACUGCUGAACGCAUGUUAUGCUGAUUCUACCCGUAAGUUUUCACAUGAGUAUUGACAAUCUUAACAUUAUACUUUUUAUUAUUAUAGUCAUUUCACGGUAGAUCUUGGUCGCUAAAUAAAGUAUAUAUGUCUGUUCAGAUUUUUGAAUGUCAAGUCGAAUGACGUCAUUCGAAAUCGCUCUGUGGGUGGCUCGCUCUCUGAUUGGUUCAUCUCGCCAUUAGGGGAGCGGAGCUUCAGCUAGGACUUGACAUUUGAAAUCUAAACGAACUAUAGUAUCGAUCGUUUGCUGCGGACUUAGGAGCCCGUGUUUUUUUGAAUGAGUAGUUUUAUAAAAAGUUUGGACUUUAUAGUUGGAAAUGCCAAAAAAAUUGAAGAGAUUUUUAAAAUAAAAAAAUACCAUGAUCAUGGUUUUAAUACCAGCUGAUUAGCAGUUAUAGUCUGUUCAGAUUUUUGAAUGUCAAGUCGUCGCUCAAGCUCCGCCCCUAAUGGUGCGAUAAAACAAUCAGAGAGCGAUUCAUCCACAGACUGUUUUUUUGAAUGACGUCAUUGCACUUGACAUUAAAAAAAUCUGAACAGACUAUAAUGCUCUUCUCUAAGCUGCAGUCGAUGAAGAUUUUUUUAACUUGCAGAAUCUUGCUGCAAAGAGGCCCAUGUACGCGUACGGGUCUGGAGACGCUAAACCAUCGGAAUGCACAUCUGAGAAGGUCAAGUGUACCGAAGCGCUGGUUUAUGUGGACCAGGGUCGAGGCAAUGGACCAGUCUGUUUGUUUUUAUUGGCGGCGGAGAAGAGCAGUACGAUCACAUUGAUCGAAACCGACGUGAAUGUCAAAUUCCUCAAAGAAAUCAUCCACAAGGGGCCGGGCACGUUUCUUUCCAUAAUGAAAAAAAAAUGAGCUUCCAUUAUGAAUUUUCCGCUACUUAUCAGUGACAUUGCGCUGCUAUUUAAAGUGCUUCGGGCACCGUGUAAACCCAAAAAAAAAGUUUUUUUUUACUUCGAGGAACUGACUUUAUCUUCAAAGCGGAAAUUAUUUUUCUUGCCAUGGUAUAGUCGAUGUGCCACGACUUAAAAUUUCAUGGAGCGACACUCCGGUGGUGGCCUUGUGGUCGUGAAAGCGCCUUGCCUUUGCGAAUUUCGGUCGCGCUUUCCAUUUUUUCUUUCAUUUGAAAAUUUCACUGUUUUAAUUAUGUUUCAAUAGUUUUCUUCGUGCCAAACUCAUGAUUAUCAUUGCUAGUGGGUAGACUGUUUCAUUAGAAAUAAAUAAAGUUAACUACUUCUCGAAUUUUAAGCGAAAAAAAAUGCGUUUAUAAUAUUGAUUUCAACGUCCCUGACAUGCAACAUUCUUCCAUUUUUCACUUGUAAUUUUUUUCAAAUCAUUUAAAAAAACAUAUCCCGAUCAGAAAUAAAACACAAUGAAUGUUUAAAAAAACAAAUUAAUGUUUCAACAUUGACGAAUUUAUACAAAAAUAGAUACAUAAGUUCAAAGGAAAAAAAUCAUUAGUUUUCUGGACUUUUUCGUUCAGCACAUCGUUUCCACUGUUCCAAGUGCCCACUGUUCACGCCUCAUUUCUGACGCAUUAUCUAAAGCUCCAUCUAAAAAAAAGGAACCAAAACCUUUCUUCAAAUUAUGUUCCAUUGCAAAGCUCGAAAAGGCAAUAAUCUCUUCAUAUUGAGCAUUUUCUGCAAAUUCUUGUAUUCUUGUCGGUUGAAAUUAUCAAAAAGCAUUAGCAAGAGAACAGUGAAUGAUAUUUAACCUCGAUGAAAAUUUUUUUUCCACAAAACGCCGCAAAGACUUGUGAAGUUGAAAAUAUCGCGUCUUUAAAACCAAACGUUACUCUGCAAUUUCGAUGUCAGUGGGAUAUGAAAAACUAACCUCGUCUUAGAUCCCUAUGGAUAAGCUUCUUCCUUCCUUGCCAACCUUUGAAAUCUCGUCCAGAUUCCCUCAAUAAAAUCAUGUCCAACGGCAAUAAAAAGUGAAAGAACAAAAAUAAAGGAGUUGAUUUAACCUUAUGUUGACUGAAACCGAUCUCUCUAUUUCAUUGUGCUCAUGGAAGUUCACGUCUUCAUUUUUAUAAGACACUCACUUUCUGGAAAAAAUCCAUUAACCACUGCAAACAGAAAAAAAAACCAUGAAAACAUUUAAAAAAAACACAGAAACUUUUGUAGAAUAUUGUGGUGUUUACGGCCUAUUUCACCCGCAAAUCUUUUUUUGGUAAAUCUUUGAAAACUUUUUUUGAGAAACGAGAAAAAAACAAUAUUAAAGCGAUUGACGAAUACAUGAAGUUUUUUUAAAUUUUUUUCUAUCGCUUUUUUUCGAGAAAGAUCAUGAAAUUUACUGUGUUCUUUCGUUUACAUUUGUACAACACAAUCCUUCUCAACGGUAAUAAUACAUUUUAACGGAAUAAAAUAAUUAAAAAACGAUCAAAAAUAGAAUGAAAACCAAAAAAAAAAAAUUAGCGUGGCCGAGGUUGGCGAAUUCGCAAAAAGCGCGCUAUCGCACAAAUCGAAACAGCGGAGUGUCGUUCCAUGAAAUUUCAAAAUUUUUAUUUUUUAAUAGCUUCUUCUGUUUUCAGGUCCAGCUUUGUCACUGAUUAACAGCACUUUGGGCUCAGAAUCUUUCAUUAAUUUGGAAAAAAUCGAAGUCGAUGACGUCUCUAUUUACUGCGACGGCACUACCGACUUGAUCAAGAUUGUAGGAAGUAUCCCUCAAGAUAUAGUCGACCGACUGCACAGAGUGGGAAAUAAGGUACGAUUUUUCUUUGAAAGAAUGAUGAGAAAUUAAAUAUCUCACAGUGUUUUCAAAGGCUCGACUUAAGUUUUUCUAGGAGAGAAAAAAAUUAAAACAAAACAACACAAUUCUUUUUGAAGCACUUGAAUAUGACGUUUUCUAGCUUCAUUUUCAAAAAUGUUUCUUUUUAUAGGCGCACAGAAAAAUAUUUUCAUGAAGAUUCAAGAGUGGAAAGCUCUUGAAUGACUCUUUGGACAUCCUAGCAAACUUUUUUAAGGACAUGAAUCGAUAUCUAAACCAAAAAGUGUUUACAGAAAGUAUGACUUUUUUCCAGACCCUUGAAGCCUGCAAGUCAUUGACGACUACUCAGCCGACGGUUCUUGGCGCGACCCAGCGAGCAGGAGUCCCUAGAUCGAACUCUUCUGCCGCGGUGAUCUCCCAAUUGUGCACGCAGAAGAUAGAUGCCGAGAAGGAGAAGUGCUCUAGCAACAGUGAGUUUAAGGAAAAAAGUAACGAAAAACUGAAUUUUAGUGAUUGAAAGAUAGACUAGACGCUUUUGAAAAAAAUGAUUAAUAUAUUUUUGAAAAAAUAAAUUCAGUGAACAUAAUGGGUAUUAAAGGAUGUAAAUUGUAGAGAUUUUUUUGCGGUGAGAAAAAUGUUGAACCUAGCCUUUUUUUCAGAUGUCAUUUUUAUAAUAUGUGUACAUCAUUGAGUUCUUUGAAUUAUCGACCAAAUUGAGAAGAGUUAUCUGGGCUUUUUCUUCACAGACACGCUGCUGUACAUCGCCUGUGCAGUGAUAGUGGUCCUUUUGAUUGUGAGCAUCGUUUCGACGAUCAUCGCCCCUCAAGCUCUACUUAUGGCGCCACAAAGUUUUUUUCUUAUUUUUCUGAACACUUUCACACCUUUCAUAUUCAAAAAUUGGUUAAAGUCCUUUUUGAGUGAAAAAAACGUGGAAUUUUGUGCCGAAAAAUGACUUAUUGUGGUUCUAUGUGUCUUUCCCGACUUAUUGAAAAAUUUUUAAAAAAAGUUUUUCUUUACAGAUCUAGUUUAGUUCAUCCACCUAGUGGUAUUUUUUCUCCUCUGCAACAUCGCCAUACCAUUCUGAUGUUGCGAAAAUGAAGAGUUUGAUUGAUUCGAAUAAAAAAUUUAAUUUGACACUGAAAAUGUUGCUGAAAGGCUUUUUUUUUUGCUUUAAAGGGAAAAUUUGGUCAAAACACAGCAGUUAAUAUUGAAAAUUGAAAAAAAAAGUUCCUUCGCAUUUUGCUGUCGCAAUAAAAAAUAAUUACCGUAAAUCAGUACAAAACAGAUAAAGAUACAGCUGAAAUAAACAUGAAAAAUCACGUGAAGCACUUGAGCAACAAGAAAUUCAAAUGUUCGCGCGCAAGCUGUCUACCGUAAAUCUAGGUGGAGCAACCCUUCCAAGCAGCUCCACAUUUUCAAUAAUUUUACAUUUUCUCCCACUACGCAGAACGCCGUGUUCUCACGGUGUUUUUUUCAUCACUAAGAAUAACUGCCGAGAUAAACGCGAGACACUGGCGGUACAUUGACGAGCUCGCAAACAUCUCGCUUUUUUUCUCGCGCCGGUCUCGCAUUUUUCUGGGCGCGAGCUCGCAUUUUUCUAGGCGCGAGCUCGCAUUUCUCUCGCAAUUUGAAAAUUUCCGAAAUGCGAGAUAAAUGCGAGAUGGCGCCAAGAAAAAUGCGAGGUCGCGCCGAGAGAAAUGCGAGAGCGCGCCUAGAAAAAAGCGAGAUGUUUGCGAGUUCGUCAAUGUACCGCCACCGACCUCGCGUUUAUCUCGUCAGUUAUUCUUAGUGAUUACGCAAGGUCAAGACUUUUCGUAAAUUAUGAUGCUUAGGGUGUAAGCACACCGAGACGCACUAUCGCAUACUCAAAAAUGUUUUUAAAUUUUUAUAAUUUGCGAUUUCAUGAUCACGGUGUUUCUUUUGCGACGCCCCGCCCAUUUUUUUCUCCGUCAAUUAGGACGUGUUUAGUGCAUGCACCGAUACGUAAAGACGGUUGCCCGCGAAUUGUUUAUUUCAAAUUUCAUUUCGCGAUGGACGUAUUUAUUAGUUUUUUUAUUUUAUUGUUUCAUAAAUGUUAGGAAGUUGUCUAACAUUCUUUUAUAAUGCUUCUGAGGGUUAUGUGUUUCCACAUACGGAAACUGUGCUGGAAGCGAUAUAUCUAUCUUGUAUGUAUUCGAAGUUUGUCAGAAUUCAUGAAUUGAAUUCUGAUGAACCCGUCAGUAAAUUUUGAGCUUUAUGUGGAAUGUUUGAUGCCGCUCUCAGAGUGAUUUACGCCAAGUUCCGGAGAUUGGUAAACUUGCUGCUGAAGGGAAUCUAA
Messenger RNA from Caenorhabditis auriculariae, 6119 nucleotides. The record is from the annotation of a GenBank genome assembly. NCBI's taxonomy places the organism in Eukaryota, Metazoa, Nematoda, Chromadorea, Rhabditida, Rhabditidae.